AUGGUUGUGACUGCCAUGGAGCUUUCGUCCCCUUCUCCUGAAGUGGGAGACCCCCCAGCUGGGCAAAUGCUUCGCGUGCUCCCCAUCAAGGAAGCGCCUCUUCAAGCUGUUCCUGCAGGCCUCUGCGACGAAGUGCUUUUAGCGGAGGAGGCAGUGGUAGAACAACUCACGGACCACCAUGUGGCGUUCAAACAGGAUAUCGGCCAAUAUGACCCUCAAGAAACACGAGAGUCGCACCGACAGGCAAUCGAGGCUUUAAUUGCCACAUGCGAAGUCUAUGUGUGGCAAGUGGGCACUGACAUUGCUGCCGUCUCAACUGCUGCCAGAGCUUUGGCAGAUGUUGGGCGCGGGAUCCAGAUGGUGUACACAUCGCCACCGCACCGAAGGCGGGGCUGCGCCGCGGCGUUGGUCAAAACCAUCGGGGCUGCCCUUGCCAAGCGAGGCCUGAGGACGUGCCUCAACGCGGAUGCAAGGGGAGCGCAUGGUGCCGAGCGCCUUUACACCCUCAUAGGCUUCACAAACCAAGGCCUCAUGCAGCAACUGGGCUUCGCUUUAAGGCAAGUGCGCUUCUCUGAACGUGCGCCUGAGCCGU
Symbiodinium necroappetens is the source of this 592-nucleotide messenger RNA. The record is from the annotation of a GenBank genome assembly. Lineage: Eukaryota; Dinophyceae; Suessiales; Symbiodiniaceae.